Messenger RNA from Hyaloperonospora brassicae, 1884 nucleotides. Lineage: Eukaryota; Oomycota; Peronosporomycetes; Peronosporales; Peronosporaceae. The record is from the annotation of a GenBank genome assembly.
AUGACAGACGCCGUGUCCUCGCUCCGGUUCGAGCGCGACUACUACGCGCUCCUUGGGGUCCCCCGUGACGCCACCAGCGACGCCAUCCGCAGCCACUUCCUCUCACUCUCGCGCGAGUUUCACCCGGACCGCCAAUCGCGGCGUCACGAUAACGCAGCGCUCGUUGCAGCGGCCAACGCGCAGUAUGCCGUGCUCGAUCGAGCGUACAAGGUGCUCUUGGACCCCGUGAAGCGGCGCGUGUACGACAUUUAUGGCGAAAAGGGCGUCCAGGCGUUUGAGCACAAUAGCGCCGUGCAGCAACAAGUGGUAGGAGCCCAUUUCGAGUCACCGGAACACGUGCAGCAAUGCGUGGAGAAGAUGCUGUUUCGCAUGAAUCAACAGGCCCUGGAAGCGCAGUUCUCGUCGUUUAGUGAAAUGUCCAUGAACGUUGAUGCGUCCGACUUUGUGCAGGCGCCAAUGCAAGGGCUGCGCAGUUUGUUCCACAGUGGAUCGCGGUUCGUGGACCGCACAGAGAUGACGAUGCAUCAACGUACAGCGUUCGUGCUGUCGCCAAGUACAACGCUCACGCUUGGAGGGUACAUGUAUGACAAGAAGGGGUUGGGUAUGGGUAGUUUCACGACGCAAGUGAUGCAUACGUCGUCUGACCCGAGCGUCCCGUCGUUCACGGUGACGAGCGAGCUGGGCUGGGCGCCAAAGCUUCAGUGCCAAAUCAGUCAGCCAGUAUCGCCGCAGACGGUCUUUAUGCUCGUUCCAGAGCUUGAUGACAAUGGCCUCGAGCUCGCCUUGGGUGCGAAUCGACUGCUGACGCCACAAAUUCACGGUGCAAUGAUGUGGAGUACGCGUGACGGUCUUUCGGGCUCACUCAGCCAGGAUACCGGAACACAGAGUGCCACGGCGGCCGUUGCCGUGAACAGUGGGGGACCCAACUUGACGUUUCAAUUUCGUCGGGCUUUCAUGACUGCAACGACAGCUAAGCUAUCAUUGCGUGCAAAUUUCGCGACGGGCUUGUCGUUUGUGGCGGGAGCUAGCCGCGAACUAUCGAAUCGUACACGACUCGGACUAAAUGUGUUGCUUGCGCGCACAGGUGUGACUCUACGUUUAGGUUUCACUCGCGGAAGUGUCCGCUUCGUCAUGCCCAUCUUCCUGUCUCCAUUCUCUGCGCAGUCAGCUUUCUCUACCUUUUGCGCAGCCACGUCGCCCCUGCUGGUGGCUGCCGUCGUCACCCAGCUUGUCAAGCCGGGCCGAGAACGGCAGCGUCGUUUGGAGCUGGAACGCCGACAUGAUGUGCUCGUGCAGUAUCUUGCUGCAGCGCGACAGAAUGCACUAGAGCAGCAGAAGCUGAUGUCUCGGUGCGCAAAAGAGAAGAUGGAUCAGGAGCGGCAACGACUAGACGGCAGAGGGCUGGUGAUUAUGCUGGGUCGGUACGGCAAGGACCCGACGAGUCCUGAUCCACGCGAAUCCCAUGGGGAUGAUCUAACUGCGGCGCUUCAAGCGAUAGGGAGUUGCGAGGAGACCGGCGAAGAUGGCGUCGAAGUCGAAACCAGCAGCAGGGAACGCACAGCGCAGCAAGACGUCGACGGCGAUGUGCUGGGGCAGAAAUGGAUCGACGUUACGGUUCCUCUCCAGUUCUUUGUCAAGGAUGGAGAGCUGGCCUUAUCUCGCGCAUCGAAGGCUGGACUGCUGGGGUUUUACAAUCCGUGCAUUGGCGCAGACCAAACGAUUGCUGACACACGAUCGCCACCAAGUUCUGCUGCGAAACCGUUACUCUACGUGCGUUACGCGUACGAUGGUCAAGUGUUCGAGGCUACUUUUGAUGAUGACCAAGCGGUCAAUUUGCCAUCCCGGUUUGCUCAGGUCAUGGGGACAGUCGGGAGUGUGUACUAG